AUGAGCAUCCCCUACCCCAACUUCACGAUUACCAUCCUCCCCAGGCCCAAUGGACCUCCGCACAUCGUCGGCGUGUUGGACGCGUUGACUCGCCCAACACUUGACACCCAGUACAAGAACCCGGCAACGUACCCUGUCGAGCUGGCGCGUACCCGGGCCACACUGGACAGGGACAUGGGCGUGAUCGACAACGAGAUUGUUGCCUAUGAAAAGUGGCGGACCGAGUUGGACGACGAAGUGCGACAGCUGGCACGGCGCGACAUGCACCUCAUCGGGUGGAGGCGCCAGCUGGGUGCUCACAUCGACAUCCUGGUCAACAAGCUAGGCUACACUACCGGGACCCGCCAUGCCCCCGUUCCUACUACCCCCCACGUCGCAUCAUCGGCAUACCCUGACCAGGAGAGCCGCCUCGCCGACGAGGGUGCUCUGGCCGAGUACCUCGACGAACUGAACGCAGCCGCCGAUGAGUCCGAGGUCAUUUGCCGCCGCAUGGAAGUGGUCGGCGGCGAGACGGAGGGACUCAGGGGCCAGAUCGGGGCUCUCCUGCUCAAGUCCCACAACUUGGAGGCCGCGAAAGAGAAGUACGAGUCCGAAUACACGCGCUUCCACGCCGUCCGAGACGAGCACCGCUGCAAGGCAUGGACGGCCAUUCGCGAGCUCUGCAGAUCCGGGGUGCGCACCACCACCGACCCCGCCACCAUGCUCCGCACCGCGCUCUACUUUGACAUACUAGGGAGCCGGUCGGCCCGCGACGCGCUGCGUACCCUACUCAGUGGGCUAGAGGGCACGCAGGUCCGGGCUUCCUUGGGGGAGAUUCUGCCUGACCUCGCCAUCAACGACGAGCAGUUACGCUUUGUGUUGUCGUUCGUGGACUGA
Vanrija pseudolonga is the source of this 876-nucleotide messenger RNA. RefSeq lists its product as uncharacterized. The transcript is spliced from 2 exons. The record is from RefSeq and is a predicted model, not a curated record. Lineage: Eukaryota; Fungi; Basidiomycota; Tremellomycetes; Trichosporonales; Trichosporonaceae. The coding region runs from base 1 to 876 and encodes 291 amino acids.